Aspergillus welwitschiae is the source of this 494-nucleotide messenger RNA. RefSeq lists its product as uncharacterized. The coding region runs from base 150 to 443 and encodes 97 amino acids. Lineage: Eukaryota; Fungi; Ascomycota; Eurotiomycetes; Eurotiales; Aspergillaceae. The record is from RefSeq and is a predicted model, not a curated record. Gene Ontology annotation, biological process: signal transduction. The transcript has 4 exons.
AAAAAAAAAAAAAAAAAAAAAAAAAAAAGAGAAAAAAAAAAAAAAAAAAAAAAAAAAAAAAUCAAGCCACGUAAAGAAAACAACCCUGCUUGGUAGCAAUGAGUCUGGAAGAUUGACUACAAUAGCCCAGAUGCGCAUCAUUUACUCUGAUGUCAUUGGCAAGUGAUGAGCGUCUCCAGACAUGGACACUCAUAUUGAGAAGUCUAACUACUGCUUGGCAGUAUUUGCUAGAGAGCAUUGCGAGAGACAACGUUGUUUUCGAUACGGGGCCUGCAAAGUCAUCCGCAAAUCUGAUUGCCAGAUUGGAAAUACACAGCCUCUUCAAUGCAUCACCAGAUACAGCUACUGUCCAUCAAUCUUUGAAGAACCUUUGGGAAGAUCCGCGUGUUCAAGCGGCUGUUACACCUAAUACUGAAAUUCCUAACAAAGACCAGUUUGUUUAGUGAGUCAUUGAGACCGAUUGAUAUAUUAUGUAGCGAUACUAAAGAUUCCAC